AUGAGAUCAAAAGGGCGAGCAUCCCCAAGUGGAACAAGUACAUAUAGUGGUAGUAGUAUCAAUUCAAGUAUUCCAUCUUUAUCACGAUACUCUACUAUUAAUUCAGUUGAUUCUACAUUUUUUAGACGUUAUACAGAAAUGACUGCUGCUGAAAUUGAACCAUUAUUUCAAAAGUUUUUAGAAAACAUGAAUAUUAAAGGUGAAAAAGCUGAGGAAAUGAAAAAAAUGCCAAUAGAAAAAAAACAACAUAUGUUAGAACAAAAUCAAAAAAGAGAUAAUGCUGUUCCACCUAAUCAACAACCACAAUAUUUUGCCAAAUCUAUUAUAAAUGCUUUUCAGCACCAGAAUGGCGAUGAAAUUCAAGAAGUUAUUAAAAGUUUAAAAAUAUCAUUGAGUAGUUUUUCUGUUUAUUGGAUAGAUGAAUUUUGCCAAAUUGGUGGUGUAGGAUUAUUAUGUAAAAUGGCAAAUAAAUUAAUAAGUUUAUAUCAAAAUGAUGCAUUAAAUGGAGAAAAUAAAGGAUUUCAUAAUAAUGAAAAAAUGCGUCAUAAAUCAUUUGCAUUAUUUUUGGAUAUUACAGUUAAUAUAAUAAAUUGUAUUAGAAGUAUUGCUAAUACAUGGCCUGGUAUUAGAUGUUGUAUGAAAAGACAUUCUAAUGUUGCUUAUACACUACUAGAAAUUCUUCAAGCAUUAGAAAAUGAGAUUUGUCAUUUUGAUAAAAGAAGUAUGAAUGCUUUUGAAUCUUUAAAUUGUAGUGUAUUUCGUCUUCUCUCGAGUAUUGCAUUUUUUGAUAAUUCAACUGUUGAGUAUGAACCAUCAGAACAAUCUGGUUUUGAACUGAUAACAAAAGAUAUGAUAAAAUUUACACAAUCUUAUAAAACAGAACCAUUUUUAAUAAUAAUAGAAUUAAUGAAAUUUAGCGGAAAAGAAUGUUGUAUUCAAGGACUAACACUUAUUAACGUUCUUCUGUCACGUAUUCCCAAAGAUGUAGAUGGUGGAUGGAUGAUGAGAAUUAAAUAUCGUAUGAAACUUUAUUCUUGUGGAUUUUCUAAAUUAAUUCCCAUUUUACAAGAAUAUUCUGUAAAUGAUAGUAAGAUGAGUAAUUGUUUGGAUCAAUUUCUUCAAGAGCGAGAUACUGAUCAUAAUGAAUUAUGUUCUAAAUUAGAUAUUGCUUCACAAAAUUAUGAAACUAUUGAUGACACUAUUACAGCUAUUAUGGGUUAUUAUAAAAAUUCUCCUUACAGUGGAAUUUUAAACAAUGUUCUCCAUCAUUUUCUAUUUGUACCAGAUGAUAAUCAUUGUAGAAAAAGUUAUCUAGUACUUCUUGAUGGUAUCAUGUCUGAAUUAUUUAAUGAUUACUCACCUUUUGAUAACAAUUGGUUUGAAAAAACUGAUAAGGAAUUUUUCAAUAAUGUUCUCGCAACAUUAGAUGGAAAAUAUGGUGAUUCUGAUGAAUUUAUAACAAAAAAAUUAAAAAAAAUAGUUGCAGAAAAAGAGGAGGCUGAAAUUAUGCAAUCAGAAUAUUAUAAGAAAAUUGAAGAAUAUAAAAAAGAAUGUUCCUUACUGAGAGAACAUAUUAAUGAUCCAACAAAACCUUUACCUGAAGAGACAACUUGUAAUUUACAACCACCAAAAGAAAUUUUUGAAUCAAAAGUAACUUCCUCCAAUAUUCCGUUAUCACCAAAAGGACCCCCACCUUUAUCAACAAAUAAAAGUACUAUCGGUCCACCUCCACCUCCGCCACCUCCACCAUUACUUAAUUCAAAAGUAAAAGGAGGUGGACCUCCACCACCUCCAUUACCACCACCAAAUAAAUCUGGUGGACCUCCAUGUCCUCCUUUAUUAUCAGGUAAAAAAGGAAUGGGACCACCAUUAGUAAUUGGAAAUACUGGUCCAAAACUUCCUGAAUUUUUGAAGGAAAAGAAAAAGUAUAAUACAAAGAAAACCUUAAAAAAAGUACAGAUCCAAAGUUCAAUUAUAAAGCCAGUAAAUAUUAACAAAGAAUCAUUUUGGACUGAAACAGUAGAGGAUAAAUGGGAAAAAGAAAAUAUUCUAAAAUUUUUAAAUGACAAUUUUGAAUCAAAUAUGAAUAAAAGUUCUAAUAAAGAUACAAUAUAUGGAGAUAUUGGUACAUUAAAAAGAAAGGCAAAAAUUGCUAAAGUAAUAACAGAUGACAAAAUUUUACAACGUGUUUCAAUUUUUUAUGGAUCCAGUAAAAUGACAGCUCAAAAGUGGUUUGAAAUUAUAACAAGUAUUGAUGAUAAAGAGUUAAACGGUGACAUUCUAGUUGAAUUGAAAUCAGCUUUACCCCCACCUGAAAUUAUGAAUCAAUUGAAGGAGAUACCGGAGAAGGAAUAUAACUCACUUCCGGCUGGUGAAGCAUUUGUGGCAUCCCUAUCAAAAAUACCAGCUUUACCUUUAAGACUUGAUUUGCUAGCAUUUAGGGCAAAUUUUAAAUCUGUUACAGACGAAUUGAAAGGACAAGUUUCAACAAUAACAGAUUGCCUUGAUAAUAUUUAUGAAUCUAAAGGAUUUAAAGCUUGGUUAGAAUUAGUACUUUUUACUAUAAAUUAUAUGGGACAAUCAAACAAAAAUUUUGUAAAUGUAUUUGCUUAUAAAAUGAAUGCAUUAUCAAAAUUGGCAGAUACUAAAUCAAUUGAUCAAAACGAAACAUUACUACAUACAUUAAUUAAAAUUUUUGAAGCAUCAUCUUAUGGUAGCUUAAUUAAUUUUCCUAGAAAUGAUUUUAUACACCUUGCUACAGCUUCUAAAAUAUCUUAUGACGAAAUGAUGAUAAAUAUUCAGAUGUUUAAACAAAAUGUUAAAAAACUAUCUAAUUACCUUUCAAACUAUCAAACUUUUAAUGAAAAGAAAGAUAAAUUUAAACAAGUUAUGCCAACUUUUCUUGACAAAGCUACAACAACUGAAACUAUAUUAGAUAAGAUGACUUUAAAAAUGGAUUCUAAAUGGAAGAAAGUUGUUGACUAUUUUAGUUAUGAUCCUAAAACAUAUCCAAUGUCUGAAUUUUUUGAUGAUUUAUUAAAAUUUAAAGGUUUAUAUGAACAAGCGUAUAAUGAAAUUAAAGAAAAAGAAAAUCUUCAAAAAGCAGAAAAGAAGAAAGUUGUUAAUACUAAUAUAUCUACACAAAAAUCUAGGAAACUUCCAAACACCAGUGAAGAGAAAUGUUUCGUUCUCAAGACAAAUCAAAAGUCUGUAGGAAUUAUGGAUGAAAUAGAAAAUCAUCUUAAUAAUUUGGCAUCAUAUAAAGUUGUCAGAAGUCCAAGAAGACACAGAGAAAGACAUUUGUCAAAAAGUAAAGCACCUUUAUCUGAAGAAAAUACUCGAGCACGUGUAUAUAGAAAUUGUAAACAAGUUAAUAAAAAUUCAAGUGGUGAAGGUGAUGUUUUAGCUAGAAAAUUAGCUGGUGAAGCAUUAGAAAAAUUUAAAGAAGUAUCAAAUGAUUGUGAAAAAUCUUCUACAACAUUAACAAAUCAAAUCAAUGAAAAUAUUGAACCUGUGACAACCGCUAAAAAAUUAUUGUCGCGAUUAAAUGAAUUGUAA
Messenger RNA from Strongyloides ratti, 3558 nucleotides. RefSeq names its product Formin, FH3 domain and Formin, GTPase-binding domain and Formin, GTPase-binding and FH3 domain and Formin, FH2 domain and Armadillo-type fold domain-containing protein. The coding region runs from base 1 to 3558 and encodes 1185 amino acids. The record is from RefSeq and is a predicted model, not a curated record. Lineage: Eukaryota; Metazoa; Nematoda; Chromadorea; Rhabditida; Strongyloididae. Gene Ontology annotation, biological process: actin cytoskeleton organization; actin filament polymerization. Gene Ontology annotation, cellular component: cytoplasm; actin filament. Gene Ontology annotation, molecular function: actin binding; microtubule binding; small GTPase binding. The transcript has 3 exons.